Molecule: messenger RNA, 524 nt
Organism: Lolium perenne
Lineage: Eukaryota; Viridiplantae; Streptophyta; Magnoliopsida; Poales; Poaceae
Source: RefSeq, a predicted model, not a curated record
AUGGACCAGACGAGCUCCGCCGCCGCGGAGACUCCUCAUCCGAGAGCGAAGGCCACCCUGGUUCUCGGAGGAGAGUCCUUCGCGGUCAGCUCCGAGUCCGGUACACCGUCGGAGCAGCUGGCGGCGAUGAGGGAGAAGAGCAUGGUCAUCCUCAAGGACUACAUCACCAGGCACAACGCCCCGAACGACGUCCCGGAUGAGUCUGUCGAGGGCUUGUCUGACGACGAGGGCGAGGCGCUCGCUAAAAACCCGCCCAAGAAAUCUAAGAAGCAGAAGUGAUGUGUCUUGUCCCUUGCUGAAUGUUCCUUGUGACACACAUUGUUAGGCACUUGUCUGCUUUGUGUAAAGAACUGCUAUCUGAUGAUAUGCGAAGGGGAGGUCUGCCCCUUGCUGUAUGACUCAAAUUUUAGAUGUUUUGCUUUGUUUAUAUGGGAUUCAGCACGAGAGCUCUUUGUUGUCAAAUGUCAAUGUGCACGAAGGCACCAACCACUUGAAAUCCAACAAGAAACAGGUCUUUUGAUCGC